Molecule: messenger RNA, 504 nt
Organism: Anoplophora glabripennis (Asian longhorned beetle)
Lineage: Eukaryota; Metazoa; Arthropoda; Insecta; Coleoptera; Cerambycidae
Gene: EMC6
Product: ER membrane protein complex subunit 6
Exons: 2
Coding region: 136-468 (110 amino acids)
Biological process (GO): protein folding in endoplasmic reticulum; autophagosome assembly
Cellular component (GO): endoplasmic reticulum; EMC complex; membrane
Source: RefSeq, a predicted model, not a curated record
UGAUUCUGUCAAAAUGUCAAAAAAUAAAGUUGGGUUGGGUUCUCACGGAACGGAUUGUGUUGUAUUUAUUAAAUCGUUCCUUGGGGAUUAUCCGAUUUGAUAUUUUUAUUGAUUUAAUUACAAGUGCUAAUCAAAAUGUCAAAUAAAGCUAAAAAUGAACCUGUAGUUGCUUAUAGUGAAUUAGCAAUUAGAAAUAAUUUAUCUAUUGUAGAAUAUUGUAGAACAUCGGUGGCUGCUGUUUCGGGCUGUACUGCAGGAGUUCUCGGUUUAACGGGAGGAUAUGGUGCCUUAUUUUUUAUUUUGGCUGUGACUAGUUUUUGGUUAAUGUUGCUGUGCAAAGCAGGCAUCGAUUCUUGGAAAAAAUUCUUUACAUCAAGGAAAUCUUUAUUAGUAAAUGGCAUAUUUGGACAUUUCUUCACUUACAUUCUGUGUUGGACAUUUAUAUAUGGAAUGGUGCAUGUGUAUUAAAUAUAUUUUAAAAUAAAUUUGUAAUUAGUAAGAUUA